UAUAAAAGACCCGGAUGAAGAUGUUUCAGCCAGUAGAGUUGGAGGACGCAGAGAGAGGACAGCGUGCAUUUUAUUGAAUGUUUUCCUUUCCUCUAUUGCCCGUCAUGGGGGGCAUCAAGCUGUUCAUGUUGCUCCUGCUGAGCAGCUAUGCCUUAGCUCAGCAAGGCAACGAGAAUGCGGAGCAGACAUCAACCUGUGUCUUGGCCAGCCGAUACAAGGCCUAUAAAAAAUACGUCUACCAGUAUAGCACUCAGAGCCAGAAUGGGGUGGUGGGGGCUGCCAGCCUCAGGAAUGGGCCCAUGCUUACUUGUCAGGUGGAGGUCGAAGUCCCCCAGGUUUGUAAAUUCAUUCUGCACACCAAGUCCUGCGCCCUCAGUGAGGUGUCCAGCAUGGACGCAGGGGGCCGGCCCGUCUACAGGCCGGCGGCCACCUCGGACGCUUUCGAGGCUGCCAUGGCAAAGAACCCAUUGAAGUUCACCGUGGAGCAGGUCACCACGGUGCACCUGUACCCUGAGCCAGAUGAGCAGGACAACCUCCUCAACGUGAAGAGGGGCAUCGUCUCCGCCCUGCUGGCUCCGGUGGAGGAGGAGCAGCACAACCGUCUCAUGAACACUGUUCAUGGUGUGUGCGCAACAGAGUACACCAUAAACGCCCAGAAGGACAUUGCAACUGACGUGUCACUGUCCAGAGACCUCUCUGGAUGUGACCAGUUCUACGGCAGGGUGCAGGACAGCAGUCCCUUGGCCCUGAUUCAGAAACUGCAUCAACCCAUUGCUAAGUUGAUCAGAAGCACCCAACAUUGUAACUACCAGUUUGACAACCGGAGGAAGCACAUGUCGGCAGCUGAAUGCACAGAAACUCACGUCUUCCUGCCCUUCUCUCACCAAGACAAUGGGAUGUCAUCUGUGGUCACUCAAAGGUUGACCUUACAAGAGUCUCAGAGGAUUAAUAGCAGAAACUUUGAGGUUGAGCCCUGGCGCGGCAGCUGGCUUCACUUCCAGAAGGCUGAGGGCAAAGCUCCGGUUCAGACCGGGGACGGUGUGCUCCGCACGCUGGAGGACUUGAAGGAGCUGGCUGGGAUAGGCGGGGGCCAGAGGAGGGCGGGCCUGUUCCACAUGCUGGUGUCUGGGCUGCGCGGGCUGCGGAACGAAACACUGAGCAGCGCUCUGCCCCGAAUGCUGGACGCGUCCGCGGCACUGACCUGGCAGGCCCUCCUGCAGUGCGGCACGGCGGAAUGCGACAGCGCCGCCCUGCAGGCCGUCCGGACCGUGGCAGGGAUGCCCCUGGAGAUGGACGCCCUGGUGCACGGGCUCAGCCUGCAGGGCCACGCUGACGCCGGCCGAGUGAGAGACAUGCUCAGCACGGCCAAGUUCAGACAGAGCAAGGCCAUUAUGUAUGCCCUGGCCUACACUGUGAGGAGGUUCUACAGAAACAGUGAAGGACUCCGGAUCCCAGAAUUGACAGAAGUGUCAGACUUCAUGGCGACUAUAUUAGAAGACUGCUCAGUGAACCCAGAAGAGUCCUUCCUUGCAUUGCGGGUAGUCGGUGUCAUGUUCUGA
Molecule: messenger RNA, 1559 nt
Organism: Gadus macrocephalus (Pacific cod)
Lineage: Eukaryota; Metazoa; Chordata; Actinopteri; Gadiformes; Gadidae
Product: apolipoprotein B-100-like
Exons: 11
Coding region: 78-1559 (493 amino acids)
Biological process (GO): cholesterol homeostasis; triglyceride mobilization; cholesterol transport
Cellular component (GO): mature chylomicron; very-low-density lipoprotein particle; low-density lipoprotein particle
Molecular function (GO): low-density lipoprotein particle receptor binding; cholesterol transfer activity
Source: RefSeq, a predicted model, not a curated record